Linum trigynum is the source of this 1185-nucleotide messenger RNA. The record is from the annotation of a GenBank genome assembly. NCBI's taxonomy places the organism in Eukaryota, Viridiplantae, Streptophyta, Magnoliopsida, Malpighiales, Linaceae.
AUGGAGAACUCAUCACACGAGGAGUUACUCGAAGCUCAGUCACAGAUAUGGCGGUGGACGUUCAGCCACCUGAUCUCCAUGUCCAUCAAAUGCGCCAUCCACCUCCGCAUCCCCGACGCCGUCCACCAACACGGCAACCCCGCCGCCUCACUUUCCCACCUCAUCUCCGCCCUCCGAAUCCCGCCACCGAAAACCCACGCUUUCCGGUGCAUGAUGCGGGUCCUCAGCACCCGCUCCACCGCCUUCUUCUCCCUCCACACACAAGAAGAAGAAGAGAUGUACGCCUUGACUCCGGCCAGCCGGCUGCUGCUCAGCCGCGAGCCUCUCAACCAGGCGUCGCUGCCGCUGCUUAACUUCCAUCCGGCGGUGAGGGACUACUGCUCCGUCCUCAACACUUGGCUCCUCGAGGAAGACGACGAGGAUGGGAACAUUGAUAAUAAUAAUAAGCCCACCGCAUUCGAGGUUGUAAACGGGACGUCGUUUUGGGACUACGUGGCUGGCUCUUCGGCUCCGGGACAGGAGCUGAAGGGGCUGUUCUACGACUGCAUGGUGAGCGACUCCAAACUGGUGGCGGAUGCUCUUGUUUCGGCUGCCGGCGUCAAGGAGGAGGAGGCGUCGCCGCUCACGUCGUUGUUGUUUCGGGGGGUGAGGACGUUGGUGGACGUGGCGGGGGGAACGGGAGUUUUCGCGGCGGCCGUGGCGGAAGCGUUUCCGGAGAUGAAGUGCGUCGUUUUGGAUCUUCCGCACGUGGUGGAGGGAUUGCCGGCGGCGGCGGCGGGACCCGGCCACCCUGAGAAUUUGGAGUUCAUGGGAGGAGAUAUGUUCGAGAGGGUUCCCUCGGCUGAUGCCAUCUUCCUUAAGUGGAUCCUACACAAUUGGGAUGAUGAGUCAUGUGUGAAGAUAUUGAAGUGUUGUAAAGAAGCGGCGGUGUCCGCCGGCGACGACGACGAGGGAAAGAAAGGGAAGGUGAUAAUAGUAGAUAUUGUGAUGUCGGAAGUUGGGAGUGCCGACGACGAUUUGUCUCGUGAAAUCCAACUCUGCUUCGAUCUGAUGAUGGCGACAAUGGUAAAUGGCAAGGAGCGGAAUGAAAGAGAAUGGAAGAAACUAUUUGAGGCGGCUGGUUAUAGUAGCUAUAAGAUCGUUGGCAAGAUCGGUCCAAGAUCCAUCAUUGAAGUUUAUCCUUGA